AUGACUAUAUCACCCGAGUCGACUACUGAUGUACUCAUCAUUGGUGCCGGGCCAUCUGGCCUCAUGGCUGCCUUAUGGAUGGCGCGGUGCGGCGUGAAAACACGGAUCAUCGAUGCCCGCAGUGCAAAGGUCUUUAGGGGCCAUGCUGAUGGAAUGCAGACCGGAACGUUGGAUAUCUUUGACUCAUUUGGCAUUGUGGACGACCUCUACAAGACCGCUGCUCCUGCAGUCGAGAUGACGUUCUGGGCUGGCACCAAAGAUAUUCCCAUUAAGCGCAUUGGUCGCUUUCCGAAAUGGUCUCCAGAAAUCGGCCACCACCGUCUGGUCCACAUCAGUCAAGGUGACACAGAGCGUGCUUUACUGGAUGGCAUGAAGGCCUUUGGCGGACUCGAAGUCGAACGAGGCGUCACAGUGACUGAUCUUGAGAUUGACAAAUCGAGUAUACUUGAUCCCCAUGCCCAUGCGAUCAAGGUGACGGUCAGACACCUUACGGAAGAGGAACUGACUGCGUCCGCGGCAAACGAAACUAUUCCCCAGCCAGGUGAUUUCAAUUAUAACCCGGCAGACGAGCCUUAUCUUAAGCGCAAAGCCAGCGGAAAAGAAGGCAGCACCGAAGUCAUCAGGGCCAAGUUUGUGAUCGGGGCCGAUGGAAGCCGAAGCUGGACUCGCCACGCUUUGGGAUUUGACUUUCUUGGAGAUGAUGAGGACCGGGAUGAGGGAUUUGGAGGAAUCUUGGACUGCAUUGCGACUUCAAACUUCCCGGACAUUCAUAUUCAGACCAUGAUAUCCAAGGACGGGAGAGGAGGUGGAUUCGUACCCCGAGAGAACGGAUUGGUGCGCAUUGCAGCCCCCAUCAAGAGCAGGGCAGAUGCGACUCCAGAAGUCAUCAUCCAGUCGAUCAAGGAAAUCAUCCACCCCUACGAGCUCAAUGUCAGCCAUGUCGAUUGGUGCGGAGUAUUCGGCACCCGCCAGCGAAUCUCAAGUUCCCCCUCCAAGGACUCCCGCGUCUUUCUCACCGGCGACGCACUGCAUGUCCAUUCGCCAAGAGCCGGUAUUGGCAUGAACUUUAGUAUACAAGACGCUUACAACUUGGGUUGGAAGAUUGCCCAUGUUGUAAAGGGCGUUUCUCCACUGUCCAUUCUCAAGACCUACGACGAAGAGCGCGGGCUGACGACCAAGCAACUCAUCGCUUUUGAUAAGGCUCUGUCGAAGCAGUCGAAUCUGACAGGAGGGUUUUCGGUUAAAGGAACCAGUGACGGUCUACGGGAAAAUCUUGGAUUUUCGAGCACUACCGCGAUCGAGUACGAAGCUGGAUUAUUGGUCGCCAAGGCAGGUGGCUCGAUUGUCUCUAAGCAGCACCUGGCUACUGGAAUUCCUGUCGGCAGACGUCUACCCUCACACGUUGUGGAAAGACAUGCCAACGGAGAAGCUGUUGAUUUUGGCAAAUCCUUCCCGAGCGAUGGUCGGUACCGCGUCGUCAUCUUCGCCGGCGAUGUGUCCAAGCCUGAGCAGCUACGCCGAGUAGAGCGCUUCAGCCAGCUGCUAGAGCUCCCUGAUGCUUUUUUCCAGCGCGUCCAAGGGGAUGCCGUCUCGCCUCGUGACGAGUUCGAAAUCCUUGUCUUGCAUAGUGCGAGCAGGGAUGAUGUCGAGAUCUCUGACUUGCCACCGUUCCUGUUCAAACAAGGUGAUCCUUACCAUCAGGUCUUUGUCGAUAAUAAUGAGAUAAGGCCUUGGACUCUGGGUGAAGCGUAUAACAAGUAUGGAGUGAGUCGGGAAACAGGUUGUAUUGUACUAGUCCGGCCCGAUAGGCAUGUCAUGUACAUUGGCGAGCUGGAAGAUGGUGCUGAGAUGAUCAAACUAUUGGUCUCAGUAUUUGUUUAA
Messenger RNA from Fusarium odoratissimum NRRL 54006, 1881 nucleotides. RefSeq lists its product as uncharacterized. Bases 1 to 1881 code for a protein of 626 amino acids. The transcript is spliced from 6 exons. The record is from RefSeq and is a predicted model, not a curated record. Gene Ontology annotation, molecular function: FAD binding. Lineage: Eukaryota; Fungi; Ascomycota; Sordariomycetes; Hypocreales; Nectriaceae.